Tupaia belangeri chinensis (Chinese tree shrew) is the source of this 819-nucleotide messenger RNA. RefSeq names its product synaptophysin-like protein 1. The transcript has 2 exons. Gene Ontology annotation, cellular component: synaptic vesicle; synaptic vesicle membrane. The record is from RefSeq and is a predicted model, not a curated record. NCBI's taxonomy places the organism in Eukaryota, Metazoa, Chordata, Mammalia, Scandentia, Tupaiidae.
AUGUCCGCCUUCCUGAUCAACCUCAACCUGCUGAAGGAACUGCUCGGCUUCAUCAAGGUCCUUGAGUGGUUUGCUUCCAUCUUUGCUUUUGACACCUGUGGAAGUUUUAAGGGCAAAACAGAAAUUCAAGUGAAUUGUCCUUCAAAAGCAGUAAAGGAAAAUAAAACCAUUACUGCCACUUUUGGUUAUCAAUUCCAGUUGAAUCAGGCAUCAUUUCAGUCGUCUCCAAAUGUAAAUAUGUGUGAUGUAGUUUGAAAAAACCAUGUCCUCUCAGGAGAUUACUCUUCUUCUGCACAAUUCUAUGUCACAUUUUCAGUCUUUGUGUUCCUGUAUUGCAUUGCUACACUUCUUUACAUUAGUUACACAAAUCUUUAUUGGGAGAGCUGUAAACUUCUCAUGAUUGACUUUGUUGUUACUCUCAUUGCCACUUUUUUAUGGUUAGUGAGCACUUCGGCCUGGGCCAAAGCGCUUACAGGUAUAAAAAAUACUAUUGGCCACAAUAUUGCUCAGGAACUUCAGCUUGGCACGGAGCUGGAAGUGCUAUGUUAUUAUGGCUCGGUGACUAAUAUGGGAUCUUUAAAUAUGUCUGUGAUCUUUGGCUUUCUGAAUAUAAAAAUUUGGGGAGGAUAUGCUUGGUUUGUGUAUAAGGAGACCAGUUUACACAGUCCAUCAAAUACUUCUGCUUCCCAUGGCCAAGGACGUAUUCCACCUUCUACUGGAAUAUAAGUAAAGGGAGAAAUACACUGUAUAAAAUAUGUCUAUACUCUGGCUUGUUGCCAACAUCUUGAGAAACAUUAUUUGUUUCUAAUAAAAGUAAUG